Messenger RNA from Jatropha curcas, 2054 nucleotides. Its product is annotated as pectinesterase 4. Gene Ontology annotation, molecular function: enzyme inhibitor activity; pectinesterase activity. Gene Ontology annotation, biological process: cell wall modification. NCBI's taxonomy places the organism in Eukaryota, Viridiplantae, Streptophyta, Magnoliopsida, Malpighiales, Euphorbiaceae. The record is from RefSeq and is a predicted model, not a curated record.
UUUGGUAGCUCUCUCUUCUUUCCUUCUCCUCUCCGAUUUUGCGCCCUUUUGGGGCUACAAUCAUCUAGAUCUUAGUCACAUCACCGGGCAUCGGAGGAAGAGAAAUUUAAAAAAGCGAAGAGGAAAAAACAAAAAGAAAGAAAAGAAAAGAAAGCCUUAAAAAAUCAGAAAAUGAUCGGGAAAGUUGUAGUUUCAGGGAUUUCCCUGAUUCUUGUUGUAGGUGUUGUCAUCGGAGUUGUUGCCUCCGUUCACCGUGGUGAAUCGAAGAACUCCGAAGAAAUAACACCACAAAUGAAGGCUGUUACCCAAAUAUGCCAACCUACUAAUUACAAGGAGGUUUGCACCAAAACUCUAAGUACAGCUAACAGCACCGAUCCGAAAGAAUUGAUCAAGGCAGGAAUUUUAGCCAUUUCAGAUUCCUUGUCGAAAUCAAUGAACUUAAGUGAGGGGCUUGUGAAAGAGGCUGGGAAUGAGCCUCGUUCAAAGCUGGCACUUGAAGAUUGUAAGAUACUGCUUAAUAAUGCUUCUCAGGAACUUCAAGAUAUAAUCACAAAAAUGUCUGACAGUGACGUGAAAAACAUUACUGCCCAGUCUGAUGAUUUUCGGAUUUGGUUGAGUUCUAUCAUUGCCUACCAAGAAUUGUGCAUUGAUGGUUUUGACCAUGACAAUGACCUCAAGGCUCAAGUACGGAACAGUACAAAUUAUGGCAAUGAACUUACAGACAAUGUCCUGACCAUUCUCGCUGGGAUUUCAGAUAUCCUGAAAUCUUUCGGUCUCCAAUUAGACCUUCCGGGUGGUACUUCGCGCAAGCUUCUUGGUGCUGGUGGUUAUCCUACUUGGGUAUCUGGUUCUGAUCGUCGGCUUCUGCAAAUCCGAAAUGCUGGGGGGGUUACACCAAAUGCAGUUGUAGCUUUAGAUGGAAGUGGUAAAUUCAAGUCCAUUAAUGCAGCUAUUAACUCAUGCCCAAAAGACUUCAAGGGCAGAUUUGUUAUUUAUGUCAAGGAAGGACUUUACAAUGAGGCUGUUGUGAUACCAAAGAACAGUCCUAGUAUUUUGAUGUACGGUGAUGGACCUAGGAAGUCCAUUAUCACUGGAAAAAAGAGCUUCGCUAGCGGAGUAAACACCUGGAACACCGCUUCAUUCGUUGUUGAAUCUGAUGGGUUUAUUGCAAAAGGAAUGGGAUUCCAGAACACUGCAGGACCCGAUGGUCACCAAGCUGUUGCUAUCCGAGUAAAUUCGGAUAUGUCAAUAUUCUAUAACUGUAGAAUGGAUGGAUAUCAAGAUACAUUGUUAUACCAAGCCAAACGACAAUUCUACAGAAACUGUGUCAUUUCAGGAACUAUUGAUUUCCUUUUCGGAUACGGAGCAGCUGUGAUUCAGAACUCCUUGAUCAUUGUCAGGAAACCGAACCCGAAUCAAUUCAAUACAGUUACAGCUGAUGGGAAGAAAACGAAAGGAGAAAACACUGGACUUGUUAUCCACAACUGCAGAAUUGUACCUGAAGAGAAGCUGGUGCCAACAAGACUUACUACCAGGACUUAUUUAGGCAGGCCCUGGAAAGAAUUUUCAACAACUGUUGUCAUGGAAACACAAUUGGGAGAUUUGAUUCAACCUGAAGGGUGGAUGCCAUGGGCUGGGACACUGUUUCUUGAUACUUUGUAUUAUGCAGAAUAUGCAAAUAGUGGACCAGGUGCAAAUACUGCUCGUAGGGUUAAGUGGAAGACAUUUCAUUUAUUGAAUCAGGCUGAAGCUCAGAAAUUCACCGUCGGAGCAUUCCUUCCCGGCGCCGCCCAAUGGGUUGGAGGAGCUCAAGUUCCUUUCUUGGCUGGAUUCAAGUGAUGAUCCACAUAAGGCAAGGAUUAGGAGAAUAACAUAUACACAAAAUCAUUAAUAAAGAUUAAGCCAACAUCUGCUUGGAUACUUGGAAAAUUAGCUAGGGCUUAUUUUCUGUUCUUUCAAGUUCAUUCUUUCUUCGUUUGGAUCAUAUUUUAUUGUAUUUCAUUUGAUUUUGUUGAAUAAAGAGAUAAAAAUAAAUAUUUGAUGCUUUAAUUUUA